AUGGCCCAAAUCGAAAAAGCUUUUGCUGUCACACACAUCAAGUCCUACAUCCCAAUGAUCCUCGACAUGCAAAAGAUGAACUAUGAUGCUUGGCGUGAACUCGUUGAGACACACUGUCUCACGUUCGGUGUCUCAGGCCAUCUCGAUGGGACCUCCCUCCCAGCAAACGCCGAAGACACACCAUGGAAGGAACGAGACAGCCUCGUCAAGAUGUGGAUCUAUGGCACCAUAUCCUCUUCUCUCCUCGACACAGUUCUGAAGACUCGCUGUUCUGCUCGUGAUCUAUGGGUCACGAUAGAAAAUCUCUUCGCGACACACAAAGAAGCACGAGCGAUCCAGCUCGAAAAUGAACUCCGCACUCUCACCAUUGGAGACUUGUCUAUUCAUGAGUACUGUCAAAACUCAAGAAUCUCACAGACCUCCUAG
Messenger RNA from Raphanus sativus (radish), 426 nucleotides. RefSeq lists its product as uncharacterized. The transcript has a single exon. Lineage: Eukaryota; Viridiplantae; Streptophyta; Magnoliopsida; Brassicales; Brassicaceae. The record is from RefSeq and is a predicted model, not a curated record. Bases 1 to 426 code for a protein of 141 amino acids.